AUGUUCUAUAACUUUAAAAUUCCUAGGCUAAAUGUAGUUAGAAGCAUAAUAGUAUGUGCUAUUGUGGCCAUCCAAAUGGCAGGACUUGUUUUUGCUGAGAGCAGUGCAGAAGUAACUCCUGAGAGCACACAGUUCUAUAGAGAGAUGAGAGCCCUUACCAAAAAAAUAGAUGAUGUGCUAGAAAAAAUAAGAAACAUGGUUGAUCGAGAGAAAAGUGCUGAAGAAUACAGGCUGUUGCUGGAAAAGAACAAUCUAGCCAUUGUUCACGAAGCAGAGCUUAGCUAUGUGUACAGGUACAGCGGUCCCCUGCUAGAUCUGCUCGAUGUUCCCUCUAUAGCAGAAAGCAUAAACGACAAAAAAUUAAAGAAGUGCAUUAUCCUCAAAAGAGCACUGGACAUUGCUGAUUUUGAAAAAGACGAGCUUGGCUUCUGUCUCAGCAUCAAUCACCCAAACAUCUUAAAAACAUACUUUGGAUACAGAGCAGAGCCACUGGAGUCAUACGAAAAAAUUAACACGAAAAUUGUCUGGCUAUUCCAAGAGAACAUGGAAAUUCCGAUAAGUGACCCAAAAUCGAAUGUAGUAAUGAAGCACAUAUUUGACGACAGGAGAAGAAUAAUUAAAGACAUAGCCACUGGGCUGGCACACCUGCACAAGCAGAACAUACUGCACCUAGACAUCAAAACUGAAAAUGCAAUGGGCACUUACUCCAAAAAAGAAGAGAGAAUCGUGUACAAGAUAAUAGAUCUUGGAAUGACCAUGAAAAUCGAAGAAGGAAAAAAGUUUAAGACUAUU
This is a messenger RNA of Nematocida minor, 792 nucleotides long. RefSeq lists its product as uncharacterized. Gene Ontology annotation, biological process: protein phosphorylation. The annotation marks the transcript as partial. The record is from RefSeq and is a predicted model, not a curated record. Gene Ontology annotation, molecular function: ATP binding; protein kinase activity. The transcript has a single exon. NCBI's taxonomy places the organism in Eukaryota, Fungi, Microsporidia.